AUGAGAGAAGAUACUGGUACUGUCUCCUCAAGCAGAGAUGAAAGUAAUACGCCGCAACCAUCCACGCAGCCACUCCUUCAGACUCUAUCAGAGGGUCCUCACUACAGCGCCAAGCACUUGCUGGAUCUUCGUCUGAUGCACCAGUACAGCGUCUUCACAGUACAGUCAUUUGAAGCCGUCUGGCGCAAUGAAAGGGUUUCAGACGCAAUGUUGAGGGAGAUACCCCAACUCGCCCUGGAUCACGACUUUCUCAUGGACACAGUCCUUCUUGUCGCCAUGAUUCACCUCGCUUAUACGGACCCCGUGUCCCGAGAGAGUCUGCCUAUCUAUCUAUACCGCGACCAGGCCCUACGCAGUUUUCGGCAGGCCGUUGCAAGCAUAUCGACGCAAAACAUCAGUGCUGUCAGAGCUGCAUCGCACUUAUUAGCGGUGGUCUCUUUCGCGAUAGACCGUGUGACCAAGCAUUCCGGCAUAUGGGUCACCAACUGGCUGGCCCUGGCGGUAGGCCAGAGGAAUUUACCGUCCAACGGAAGACUGUAUGGACUCUCAUCCAGCCAGGCAGGCAGCCGCUCCACAGGCUCUCUAUAUGGAUCGUUUAGCGAUAUCUCGCUGCCUGCGGCAGUACUGCCUCAGAUCCAAGACAUACUUCCAAAGGAGGAAAGCGAUUGCAAUUGGGGGCAACGAGGCACUCUCUACGAGGUCACGGCGAGCCUUGGGACGCUCAUUGCCAUCUUAGGAGAACCCCACGAGCAAUUAUGGCUGGAGAAGAAGAUCAAGGCAUGGGCUUUUGAUGUUGUGCCGAGCGAAUUUCUCGAAAUGGUACAACGGGGAAACCAUCGUGCUUUGAUCAUCCUGGCUUACUACCUUGUUCUUCUUAACCUUCUUCCAGCGACAUGGAUUUAUCAGGAUGUGGCCAGUCACGACAUGGGGAUAAUAGAGGAAAGUGUCGGGGUGGAAUGGCGGUAA
Trichoderma harzianum CBS 226.95 is the source of this 966-nucleotide messenger RNA. RefSeq lists its product as hypothetical. The record is from RefSeq and is a predicted model, not a curated record. Gene Ontology annotation, biological process: regulation of transcription by RNA polymerase II. The transcript has a single exon. Lineage: Eukaryota; Fungi; Ascomycota; Sordariomycetes; Hypocreales; Hypocreaceae. The coding region runs from base 1 to 966 and encodes 321 amino acids. Gene Ontology annotation, molecular function: DNA-binding transcription activator activity, RNA polymerase II-specific.